GGGGACACUUUGACACGGCUGUAGCGGCUCGUUGACUUGUUUCGGUGAAAGUUUGACGGUUGAGCCGAGGCGCCGGGGCUCCUCCGCCGACUGCGACAUCGCCCCGUCCGUCUAUUUCUGCUUUUCCAUUUCGACCUUUUCGACUCUGAGUGUUGUGUGUUUUCGUGGCUGAAUUCAUGCCUCCCCUCGGCUCCGUUGUGUCAGGCAGAAACGGGCCUUUUCAGCUCAACUAUUUCACCCAAUCGCUUCCUUUGUCGCAGCCGACAAAAGCUAAAAAUAACGCCCGGCUGCAAACAUGAUCUGAGGUCAGAAUUCAGUGUUAUGAAAGAGGAAAAUGUGAGCAGGGCUCGGUAUGUCGGAUGAAGAUUCCCGUGCCAGCACCAGCUCUUCUUCCUCUUCAUCCUCGACUCACCAUCAGCAGCAGCAGCAGCAGCAGGAGGCCAGCACCCCCAAGAAACGAGAGAGCAAAGCCAGCAUGAGCAAGACCUCCAAACUCCUGUCGACUAGUGCAAAAAGAAUUCAGAAGGAAUUGGCUGACAUCACAUUGGACCCACCACCGAACUGCAGCGCCGGUCCUAAAGGAGACAACAUCUAUGAGUGGAGGUCGACCAUCCUGGGCCCCCCAGGCUCUGUGUACGAGGGGGGGGUCUUCUUCCUGGACAUUGCCUUCACGCCCGACUACCCCUUCAAACCACCCAAGGUGACGUUCCGGACGAGGAUCUACCACUGUAACAUCAACAGUCAGGGUGUGAUCUGUCUGGACAUCCUGAAGGACAACUGGAGUCCAGCCCUCACCAUCUCCAAGGUCCUGCUGUCCAUCUGCUCCCUGCUCACUGACUGUAACCCUGCUGACCCGCUGGUUGGAAGCAUCGCCACACAGUACACAACAAACAGACCCGAACACGACAGGAUAGCCAAACAGUGGACCAAACGCUACGCCACAUAAUCGUCCGGCGCUGUUGGGUGGACGACUCGGGGAUGCAGGGGGUGGUCCUGGGACCUGGGGUGGAGUCCCAGCGGAGGAGGCGGGGUAGGUUUAGGGGGCGGGUGGAUUUUUAUUAUCACGAUUGAAGUCUUAACUCCCGACAUUUUGUUGUGUUUUUUUUUUUUUUUUUUUUUUUUUUAAGUUAUCUCUGGCCCAACUGUAAUCAGGUCUGGCAACGAUGCAUUUUGUGUUUUGGUUUUUACUUUUAGCUUGUGCUUGAAGAUGGACGUUCAUAACUAAACCGCUAGAUGAAACGUGUCAGCAUGAAUCCCAGUCCAUUCUGUCAGUGUAAAUUCUCACAUGUAUUAAAAGUUCCAGUUGGUGUUCGCUUCCCUCUCCAGACUCCUGGUCUUUGAAAAGGUGUUUUACACAUGUAGACAUGUUUAGAUAUGGAUGGAUAUUGGUUGUGAUUUCUGUUCUGUACUGAUGAAAAGCUGUUUUGUUUCUCCCAUUAAGAAUUAAACAUGACCAACUGAA
Molecule: messenger RNA, 1462 nt
Organism: Sphaeramia orbicularis (orbiculate cardinalfish)
Lineage: Eukaryota; Metazoa; Chordata; Actinopteri; Kurtiformes; Apogonidae
Gene: ube2e1
Product: ubiquitin-conjugating enzyme E2E 1
Exons: 6
Coding region: 353-946 (197 amino acids)
Source: RefSeq, a predicted model, not a curated record